AUGGUAGGUACUGUCAGAUAAGAAAAGCCAUGGGUGACAAAUGAGGGGCAGGUCAGAUAGAAUAAGGCCAUUUGUGACAAUUGGGGGCCAGGUCAAGUAAGAAAAGGCCAUUGGUGACAAAUGGGGGGCAGGGCAAGUAAGAAAAGGCCAUUUGUGACGAAUUGGGGCCAGGUCAGGUAGAAAAAGGCCACUUGUGAGAAAUGGAGGGCAAUGUCAGCCUGCAGCGUGGGUGCCAAAUACUCACUGAACCAACUGGGGAAUAUGUGCCGUGUGGCUAAGCUCUGCUGCCAUGAUCUCGGCAUCACAAAGAAGAACAUGUGCAUCUUUGAGGUGGAUUAUCUGUGCAACUACAAGAAGAUUGAUGAUAAAGAGUACUACCUGGUCAAGUGGAAAGGUUACCCCAAAUCCGAAAACACUUGGGAGCCACGCCGGAACCUGAGAUGCGCUGCCACCUUGAAGCAGUUCCACCGAGACUUGGAGGGAGAGUUGUUCCGCCGCAGUAGGCGGCGGCCCCGGGUCUGGCCCCCUCGCCACCUGGAUGCCGCUAUCCUCAGUUUUCUGGAGCAGAAGGGCGAGCAGCGCAAGGCCCUGCGGCGUUGGGAGAAGGAGCUGAAUCUCGCACGGGCUCACAAGGGCUCCAUCGCAGUGGAAAACGAAGUGGACUUAUUUUGGCCCCCGGAGGACUUCACCUACAUCAAUGAAUACAGAGUGACCGAAGGGAUCACUCUGGACCAGGUGACCACUGGCUGCAGAUGCAAGAACUGUCUGGAGUCCCCAGUCAACGGCUGCUGCCCUGGCACGAACCUCAACCGAUUUGCCUACAACAUCCAAGGUCAGGUGCGGCUGGAAGCUGGUCAGCCCAUCUACGAGUGCAACUCGCACUGCCUCUGUGACAUGCAGUGCGCCAACCGCGUGGUCCAGAGAGGCACCUACUACAACCUGUGCAUCUUCCGCACGGACAAUGGACGGGGCUGGGGCGUCCGCACCCAGGAGAAGAUUCGCUGCCACACCUUUGUCAUGGAGUAUGUGGGUGAGAUCAUUACCUCUGAGGAGGCAGAACGGCGUGGGCGGGUCUAUGAUCGCCAGGGGAUCACCUACCUCUUUGAUUUGGACUAUGUGGAAGAUGUCUACACAGUGGAUGCAGCACAUUUUGGGAACAUCUCCCACUUUAUCAACCAUAGCUGCUGCCCCAACCUCCAGGUCUACAAUGUCUUCGUUGAUAAUCUGGACCAGCGCCUUCCACGAAUUGCCUUUUUUGCCACCCGAACUAUCCGGGCAGGCGAGGAGUUAACCUUUGACUACAACAUGCAAGGUUGUGCGGUGGACCUGGUUCACAUGGAAAGCAUGCGUAUGGAUUCUAACUUCGGUCUGGCUGGUCUCAUAGGCUCUCCCAAGAAGCGGGUGCGGAUUGCGUGCAAAUGUGGAGCUGAAUUCUGCCGGAAGUACCUCUUCUAAUGCCGUCACCUUCGUUUUCCUGACAGCCCUGGACAGUCGUGGGCCAGCCCCCCGCCCCGCCCCGGUCUCUUGCUCAAUUUGAGGGGGAGCCAAAGAUCUACCUUUCAAGGCAGAAAACUUACUGCCCACCCCCUUCCCCCUUUCCCUUGGGCUGCAGGGGGAGGGGGCAUCCAGAGUUUACCUACCCUAGCUGCCCAUUGCCCUUAAACAAUUUAAGUUGAAUUUUCCCGGUUGAUGAUAAUGUUUUCAGUCCCCUGCUGGGGAUGCUCGGGAAGUGGAUCUCUGCUGCUUCCUGAGGUUGUGAUGAUCAAUCCAUCAACUGAUGAUUUCAACAGUAUUGGAGCCGUUUCUCAGAUUAUAUAAUACAUUGGUUUGUGUUCUUUAUGUGAUCUUUGUUUUGCCGCUUCGUCUGCAGGGUGAGCCCUUGGUCGGGGAGGGAAGGGGCGGGUGGGGACGGGACA
Molecule: messenger RNA, 1916 nt
Organism: Sarcophilus harrisii (Tasmanian devil)
Lineage: Eukaryota; Metazoa; Chordata; Mammalia; Dasyuromorphia; Dasyuridae
Gene: SUV39H1
Product: suppressor of variegation 3-9 homolog 1
Exons: 6
Coding region: 211-1455 (414 amino acids)
Cellular component (GO): nucleus
Molecular function (GO): zinc ion binding; histone H3K9 methyltransferase activity; protein binding
Source: RefSeq, a predicted model, not a curated record